UGUAGCACAUCACUGGCUAUUAUCUACGAAAGGUCGGCAGGGUCAGUUGGAAGUUUAUCCAAUAAUUUCAUUUAGAAUCGGAUACUUCCACUAAUAUCAAACCUAAAGAUGUUCUCCCGCGCCCUGAAACCCGUGGCUUCGGUCGCCGCCCAGAAUGGCGCCAAGAAUUUCUCCACAACCUCUCAAAAAAAUUUCAAAGUGGCGGUGGCUGGUGCCGCCGGGGGUAUCGGCCAGCCCCUGGCGCUCCUGCUCAAGCAGAACCCCUUGGUGACCAGGCUGGCCCUGUACGACCUGGCCCCAGUGACGCCCGGCGUUGCCGUGGACCUUUCUCACAUGGACACCCCAGCCAAGGUCACUGGCCACAAGGGGCCUGAGGAGCUCGCCGAAGCCAUUAAAGGCGCUGACCUGGUAGUCAUCCCUGCCGGAGUGCCCCGCAAGCCCGGCAUGACCCGCGAUGACCUGUUCAACACCAACGCCUCCAUCGUCCGCGACCUGGCCAAGUGUGUGGCCCAGAACUCGCCCAAAGCCAUCAUGGCCAUCAUCACCAACCCCGUCAACUCCAUGGUGCCCAUCGCUUCGGAGGUCCUCAAGAAGGCCGGUUGCUACGAUCCCAACCGCAUCCUCGGAGUCACCACCCUCGAUGUAGUCCGUGCGGCCGCCUUCAUCGGAGAGAUCAACGGCGUGGACCCCCGCUCCGUCUCCAUCCCCGUCAUCGGGGGCCACUCGGGGGUCACCAUCAUCCCUGUACUGAGCCAGAGCCAGCCAGCUGUUAAACUGACGUCCCAGGAUCAGAUUAAGGCGCUGACGGGAAGGAUCCAGGAAGCCGGUACUGAGGUGGUGAAGGCGAAGGCUGGCGGCGGCUCCGCUACUCUGUCCAUGGCGUUCGCGGGCGCACGUCUCGCCGGCGCCGUGCUGCGGGGACUCAAGGGCGAAUCGAACGUAGUGGAAUGCGCGUACAUCAAGUCCGAUAUCACCGAAUCUCCCUACUUCGCCAACCCCGUAGUUCUCGGCAAGAACGGAGUGGAGAAGAACCUUGGCUUCGGAACCCUCAACGCCUACGAGAAGGAACUCCUCAAGGCUGCCAUCCCUGAACUCCUCAAGAACAUCAAGGUUGGCGAGGAAUUCGUCAAGAACAGCAAGUAAAAGUAUUACAAGCAAUACAUAGUAUUUAUCAACUAAGGUUAACGUAAGGGAUAAGCUAACAAAGUUGUAAGAACAACUUUUACUUAGCAUCUUGCAGACGGUAGCGGCUGGUAUGUAGGUGAAUGAAUAGUGAAUUUAGAUCAAUUUUAUAGAUCCAUUUUUAACUGAAUCCUUUUUUAUAAUAGUUGCACUUUAAGCAUAAAUAGUGUAAGAGUUUAUAGUGAUUAAAUCAUGCCUAUUUUAGGAAACCUACCAACAAAGUUGUUAAUUUAUUUGCAUUUUAUUUAUUAAAUUGUUAAGUAUAUAUUGUUCAUCUGAUUUGCCAGUACCAAAGUUGCCCGGCCGGUAUAUGAUGGAUGGUUGUUGUAAAUAUUUGAUGUUAUGUUUAACACGUGAUUGUGUAUGUGGUAAUAAACUGUGUUACCUACA
This is a messenger RNA of Ostrinia nubilalis (European corn borer), 1572 nucleotides long. RefSeq names its product malate dehydrogenase, mitochondrial (gene Mdh2). Gene Ontology annotation, biological process: malate metabolic process; tricarboxylic acid cycle. Gene Ontology annotation, molecular function: L-malate dehydrogenase (NAD+) activity. Bases 109 to 1143 code for a protein of 344 amino acids. Lineage: Eukaryota; Metazoa; Arthropoda; Insecta; Lepidoptera; Crambidae. The record is from RefSeq and is a predicted model, not a curated record. The transcript is spliced from 6 exons. Gene Ontology annotation, cellular component: cytoplasm; mitochondrion.